Molecule: messenger RNA, 2025 nt
Organism: Thermothelomyces thermophilus ATCC 42464
Lineage: Eukaryota; Fungi; Ascomycota; Sordariomycetes; Sordariales; Chaetomiaceae
Exons: 2
Coding region: 1-2025 (674 amino acids)
Source: RefSeq, a predicted model, not a curated record
AUGCAUUUCAGUGUAACUAAGGAAGUUGAUUGGGAAGCCGAUGACGAAAGCGACGGCUUCACGCCAACCCUCGGUGUUAAGAAGCGAUACCGCCUUGUUCUCGACUUCUCUCGGCGCUCAUCAAAGCACCGGAAAGAGGGCAAAGGUAUCGAUGUCGAGCCCAGCGAGAAUAUUGACCAUCCCAUCUCCUAUCGGCAUCGUUGCUACGGCUGCAACGCUCCGCGAUCCGACCAGUACCAGCAGGAAUUUCCCCCGAGGCGAGGCAGGAAACCGAGGCCCAGCCUCUGCACCCGAUGUCGCUACUAUCGCGAGAUUCGAGUCGCCGAUCGCGCUCGCCGUAGCAGGGGCCGCCGCCGGACUGACAAGUUGACAGCCAGGAUUGACGAGCGGGAGUGGUGCGCCGGCUGUGGCACGCUUCGCUCCAACAAGUACCAUAGCAAGCUGUUGUCAGGCGAGCUGUCCGUCUGGGAUGAGAUCUGCGGCCAGUGUAUAAUCAACAAGGAGAGAAGGGACAAGCGCGGACGACUCGGCACGUGUUACAAAGGGCAGCGCGUGGUGGGUUGCAGCGAGGAGGAGGACGACCAGAACGGUUUCCCUGGCCACAGCAACCCCCAGGACUGCCGGAGCAGCCCGUACGCAUUCACUCCAACCUCCUUUCGUGACGAGAUGAAGCUCGUCUUGGGUACGGCUUCGACGUUGGAUAAUCGAGCUGGGCCCGAGAAUAGCAAGGUGAGCCCCUCCUGUAACAACGAGCAAUCAGCCAUCAAGGCCGCCUCACGCGCGGACGCUCGUCGCGAUCCGGUCAACGUCGGCAAGGUCUCAGAGCACCAACGGGCCAAUAUCCGUUGCUACGCAUCCAAGAGCGAGGCUUCGAAGCACGGUCAAGACCAAGGCGCGCCGGCACGCCAGGGGGGUAAGGGAGGUUCGAGGAGAGAAGGGUCCCAGCAACAGAACACGUGCCGCGAGUCGAGUGAGAAAUCCACGGGGCAGCCUCGGCUCCGGGGUGUUCGUUUGACGGCCGGGAAGUCACCCUCUUGGCAGUCACCCAAAUCUUACGAAUUGUGCGUUCGACAAAGGGAACCGAAGGACGCCGAGAAGGGUCGCCUCCCCGCGGCCAGCAGCAUCGUCGGCGGCACCAGUCGCUCCGGCGAGAAGGAGGAGAAGGAGAAGGCGGAGGAGGAGGUGGAGGGACGAGAAGCUCGCGACUACUUUAAACCUCCGCACCUGGAGGACUGGUACAAUAAGCAUAGGCAGCCCAUGGCCAAGUCGAGGUCCGAAGAGCGGCAUGGGGCGCCCAAUGUGGCAUCGUUCCCCGCCGGGUAUCAGGAGCUCCAAGAGGGCCGUGAUUACUUCAAGCUCCCACAGCAGCAGCAGCAGCAGCAGCAGCAGCAGAAGCGCUGCGCGACGCGUUGGAGGCGUACAGCCGCCGAUUCCAAGAUCCAGGAAGAGGCCGGUGAGCGGCACUCGGACGGACACGGCCAUCGGAAGCACCCGUCCACGUCCACGUCCUCCACCAGAUCGAGUCGGUCCCAGCCACAGGAGCCGUUCUACUUCAACCUUCACAGCCGCGACGGGUCCCAGCCCAAGCCGGCCGCCUCCACGGACCGGCAUCUCACCGACCGCAACUCGCAAGCCCGGCGCAAGGCUCAGCCGGCGCCUCCUCGGAGGCAACAACAACAACAACAACAGAAAAAGCAACGGCAGCCGGGUUCUCAGCCGCGGCCUAUGGGCGUCUCCGACCUGUAUUGGGCCUCCGAGUACGGCCAGGCCGAGCGGGCCUCCACGGGCGCAGGCGGUGGGUUUUUUCUCUUCUCGGACGCCAGAGCCUCCGGUAUCUCCACCACCACCACCACCGCCGCCGCCGCCGUCUCUCCCUCGGAGACCGGGGCUUCUCCUCCUCCCCGCAGCGCCGACCAGAAGCAGAUCUGGGAAGUCGACUCGGACGAGGCGGACGAGAUCGAGCGGGCCCACGCCAGGCUUGUCGCUGCCUUGGGGCGGGCAGCGGCCGGGGCAAGGGGUUGUUAG